UAUGAACCAUGGCCCAACUGUACUACAAAAAGGUCAACUACUCACCAUACAGAGACCGCAUUCCCCUGCAGAUUGUGAGGGCAGAGACAGAGCUCUCUGCUGAGGAGAAGGCCUUCCUCAAUGCUGUGGAGAAGGGGGACUACGCCACUGUGAAGCAGGCCCUCCAGGAGGCCGAGAUCUACUACAAUGUCAACAUCAACUGCAUGGACCCACUGGGCCGGAGCGCCCUGCUAAUUGCCAUUGAGAAUGAGAACUUGGAGAUCAUGGAGCUCCUGCUGAACCACAGUGUGUAUGUCGGUGAUGCACUGCUCUAUGCCAUCCGCAAGGAAGUGGUGGGUGCUGUGGAGCUUCUGCUCAGCUACAGGAGGCCCAGUGGAGAGAAGCAGGUCCCCACUCUUAUGAUGGACACUCAGUUCUCUGAGUUCACACCGGACAUUACUCCCAUCAUGCUGGCUGCCCACACCAACAACUAUGAGAUCAUCAAACUGCUCGUCCAAAAACGGGUCACUAUUCCCCGGCCCCAUCAGAUACGCUGCAACUGUGUGGAGUGUGUGUCCAGUUCAGAGGUAGACAGCCUGCGCCACUCCCGCUCCCGACUGAACAUCUAUAAAGCCCUGGCAAGUCCCUCACUCAUCGCCUUAUCAAGUGAGGACCCCAUCCUAACUGCCUUCCGCCUGGGCUGGGAGCUCAAGGAGCUUAGCAAGGUGGAGAAUGAGUUCAAGGCUGAGUACGAGGAGCUCUCCCAGCAGUGCAAGCUCUUUGCCAAAGACCUGCUGGACCAGGCUCGGAGCUCCCGGGAACUGGAGAUCAUCCUCAACCAUCGAGAUGACCACAGUGAAGAGCUUGACCCUCAAAAGUACCAUGAUCUAGCCAAGCUGAAGGUGGCCAUCAAAUACCACCAGAAAGAGGUAAGCUGA
Messenger RNA from Bubalus bubalis (water buffalo), 917 nucleotides. RefSeq names its product short transient receptor potential channel 5-like. Bases 9 to 917 code for a protein of 302 amino acids. Gene Ontology annotation, cellular component: membrane; cation channel complex. Gene Ontology annotation, molecular function: inositol 1,4,5 trisphosphate binding; protein binding; store-operated calcium channel activity. Lineage: Eukaryota; Metazoa; Chordata; Mammalia; Artiodactyla; Bovidae. Gene Ontology annotation, biological process: manganese ion transport; calcium ion transmembrane transport; regulation of cytosolic calcium ion concentration. The transcript has 2 exons. The record is from RefSeq and is a predicted model, not a curated record.